Molecule: messenger RNA, 2153 nt
Organism: Octopus bimaculoides (California two-spot octopus)
Lineage: Eukaryota; Metazoa; Mollusca; Cephalopoda; Octopoda; Octopodidae
Product: BTB/POZ domain-containing protein 17
Molecular function (GO): protein binding
Source: RefSeq, a predicted model, not a curated record
CAUUUCCCUGACAGAAAGAGUAGCGACGAAGUGAAUCGUCUACUCUGGGCGGACGUAUUAACUCUCCUAUUUAUUCAGCCAAUAUCGCGCGCGCGCUGUGUGUGUGUGUGUGAAUUGGAAUGAGAUAUGUUUUACUGCGAACAUUCUUCAUACGGCUGUCAAGUAACUUGAGGAAAAGUGCUGGAAAAAUAGCAUAAAUUACAACAGCAUUGGCUGAUUGGAAAAGAUCUCAUGUACUUGGUCAGUGUGUCAAGGAGUGCUGUGCUUGUUGCAAAGACUAUAUUGAAGGGGCUCCACCUACCAAGAAAACUUGGUUUGGGUUGGACACUGGUCAACAUGUGGACAACUUCCGCAUCAUGCUGCAUCGUUUGUUCUCUUUGUAUUCUGACCCUGAACUCAGUGAUGUACAACUGGUGGUUGGCAAGAAAGUCUUCCUUGUACACAAACUCAUUCUCAGCAUGUGUAGUGAUGUUUUCAAGACUAUGCUGACCAAUCCUCAAUGGCCAGAAUCCUAUAAAGACCGUAUCGUUCUCAAAGAAGAGCCAGAGUGCAUCCAAGUGUUUCAGGACUUCAUGAAAUAUAUUUAUACAGGUACCAUCCAUUUAACUCAUGAGUCUGUAUUACCAGUUCUUACCUUGGCAGACAAAUAUGGUAUUACGGACUUAACUGAAGUCUGUGUAGAUUUCAUGUGCAAUCACUGUAUGAUGACUGGAUCUUCAACUUCUGCAGUAUCUUGGCUCCAGUAUUCAGUCAUGUGUGGCCACAAAGAAGUUGAAAAAUCUUGUUUGCAGUUUAUUUCUAUGAAUUUUCAAAAAAUUAUUUCAGCUCCAGAUUUUUCAGCAAUGUCUGUAGAUUUUCUUGUGACCUUUCUGAAGAGUUCUGACCUGAUCAUCCAUGAUGAACAUACACUGUUUCUUGGACUUAAGAAAUGGAUCCUCUUACAGUCAGAAAAAACUGGCCAUAAUGAGGAAUCUGUAAAACAAUUGGUGCUUCAAACUAUACCGUACAUUCGUUUUCCACUCAUUCGCCUUUCACAGCUUCUAGCAAUGAAGCAGGACAAAUUCAUUCAAAGAUUCAAAGCUGUCAUUGAUGAAAAAAUAAACCAUGCCAUAAAAUUUCAUUCUGCAAAAGGAAAUGAUCGAUUUAUCCUUGACAGUGUCAGUGGUGAAAGUCUGCAAUAUGAAGCUCGUAACUACACCAGUGAUAUUUGGAGCACUGAACUCAUGAUUGAGAAUUAUCAUGACUUGGGAGAAUAUGAUGUCCGUGCUGCUUUCUUUUCUACACCAAUCAGCAGUUCAGAUGCUGAUGAAAACUGCUGCUUUGACUGGCAUGUUGAUCUUUAUCCAAAGGGUGUACUAUUUGGCAGCUGUAUGAUGAUUGGGUUGCAGCAGAACUUUGAAAUUGAAUCUUGUGCUUAUAAAACUGUGCGUCUUUCUGUAAAAGCAAUGUCCAAAAUAGAGCGUCACGUCCACAUUACAGUCCUUACUGCAGGAAUGAAAGAUGGGGUUGAAUACAUAAAGAGGACAACUUCCAAAAUUUGUUUCUUUGAUGAACAUUGUUUAGUCCACAACAUUGACUAUAUUUUACCAUAUAUGGACCUUAAUGGCUCAGAUUCCAAAUACAUGACAGGGCAGAAUCAUGAUACAUUUCGCAUAAUGAUAAUUAUUAAACCUGUCCUCAGAAGAUAGCACUUGCAGAAAAUAUAUGAUUUCAUAUUUGAAUAGAAGUGUGGUGCUCACUUUGGAAUUGAAAGAUCAGAUUAUUUCAGGCCUUUAUCAGUAGCACUAUAUUGUUUGUUUCUGUUAAGCGAGGUGCACUGCUAUUGCAUAACUGCACGAGUAUCAGUCAACUAGAUUUCAUGGUCAAAGAAUUGAUGCUAAGAUGCAGGUUCCUAAUUAUCAAAAAAUAAGUUUAAAAUGGGAACAAAAAUACAACCUUAACAACAACAACACCUCUUGCAAAUAUUGAAAAUUUGCAAACCCAGCCAAACUCAUACAGUUGAGUAAUCCACUCCAAAAAAACAAAAAAUAAUUUUUUUAUUUAUCCUCCCCCCCAUCCCUUUUUUUUAAAGAAUUUUCAGUCUAUUGUUACCAAUGUCUAAAGGAUGAAAAAUGAGAAAUUUUCUUUACAAAUAUAAUUUAUUGUUUAAUUAA